Molecule: messenger RNA, 426 nt
Organism: Neurospora tetraspora
Lineage: Eukaryota; Fungi; Ascomycota; Sordariomycetes; Sordariales; Sordariaceae
Exons: 4
Coding region: 1-426 (141 amino acids)
Source: RefSeq, a predicted model, not a curated record
AUGGCGAAGGCGGACUACAACCACGAUGAUUCAUGGCUCUCAAGCAGGCAAAAAAUCCGAUUGUGGAGUUCAACCGGCGUCAACUGGGAUGAUUACAAGGUCAUCAAGAGGGGAGGAAAUAUGGUCUGCAUGAGACGGGACGAGAUACCCGUCCCCGGGACGGCCUGCUUCGAAGCUCACUGCCAGCCUCCUUCUCCAACCCAGAUGAGGGGAGUCUACAUUGAGAAGUUGCGCCUGAUGGCGCCUCAAAAUCCCCUUGUGCGUUCCCAUGAGGCGAAGCAAGCCCGCAUCGACUGCUUGCAGGAGGAAAUCCUUUUCCUGCGUGUGGAGAUAAGCCAACGGCAAAAGCUGGUGAAUGGGAAGGCCAAGGAGUUGCGCCACUUGGCGCCUGACUAUACCUUCCUGUUCUACGCCUUCUCUCCCUAA